Dujonia railenensis is the source of this 303-nucleotide messenger RNA. Lineage: Eukaryota; Fungi; Ascomycota; Pichiomycetes; Serinales; Debaryomycetaceae. The record is from the annotation of a GenBank genome assembly.
AUGCACCCUCAGUUGGAUAGAAGGAGAUUCGAGUCUUGCGAGAAGCUUAUGGAUGCUUUGGAGGAAUGCCACAGAAAGGAGUUCAUCAUGAAGGCCAUGGGCUUGUGUAAUUUCGAGAAGGACGAAGUUGCAAAGUGUUUGCACUAUGUGAGAACCGAAGAUGCUAAAGACAGAAUCAGGGACUCGAGAGAGAAGAUGAAGCAACAAGAGUUGAGGAGAAAGCAAAAGGAAGAGGAAUUAUACGGAAAGAAUGGAUAUUUGAAGAAAAUGAUCGAAAGAGAAGCUGAAAAGAAAAGUAAAUAA